GCAAGAGCACACUCAUUCACUGACUCAAAAACAGUCAUAGAAAGCCCAAGUGUAAGGAUGGAAGACAAAAUCAGGGAACUGAUCAGACAGUCUCAGGAAGCAAAGGGUCAAGCCUACUGUCCUUACAGCAAGUUCAGAGUGGGGGCUGCUCUCCUGACAGACAACGACUGUUACUUUAAAGGUUGCAAUGUGGAGAAUGCUUGCACCAACCUGGGUGUGUGUGCUGAAAGGACUGCCAUCACAAAAGCAGUAUCAGAGGGCCACAAAACUUUCAAGGCUAUUGCAAUUGCUAGUGACAUGGAGGACAAGUUCAUUUCCCCAUGUGGUGCCUGCAGACAGGUCAUGAGAGAGUUUGGAUCAAAAUGGGAUGUGUACAUGACAAAGCCUGACGGCUCGCACAAGAAGAUGACUGUGGACGAGCUGCUGCCAAUCUCCUUUGGUCCUGAUGACCUGUCCGUGAAGAAAAUAAAUAAAAACUAACAAGCUUGUACUCCAGUACAAUGCUGUGUUGUUGUAGAUAAAAAUAUUUAUUAGUUUAAAGAAGCAUGAAGGAAAUUACAUAAAUAUCAAAGCAGGUCAAACUCAUCCACACAUUUAAAUAAACUAUUACAGAUGGAUAGGUACGUAAAUCAAGUACAAAGGACGUUGAAGAAAAAAAAAUGAUUUGAGUGACAGUGUACAGCAAAUAUUAUUUCUGAGCAGCAAAUUAUUCAAUUACAGAGCAAAAACAGGAGACUGAGGGGCUGAAACAUUUAAAUUGCCAGUGCAAAUUCAUUUAACAUUUAUUAGUGAUUUUAGGUCUACUUAUUCCAUGCAUUAACAUUUACAGUGGUUUGAGCACACAGACUCAAAAAGGGAAGGUAUAAUAUGGUAUGAUUUAUCGUUUCUCCCUGAUUCAGACAACUGGCAACAACUUAAAAAAAUAAGUGAAAUCGCCCCCAAACAAACAGUAACUGUAGUGACGAAAAGGCAGAUUUCAACAUUCUCAGUAUGACUUACCAAAAAUGACAUUUAACAUCUUUAGAAUUCAAAUGUAACAUAUUUAAUGUUAAAUCCUUAACCAAAACAGCAGCAAGACAUGGCAACCUGGUCUGAGCAGAAAAACAUCAGGACAAAUCCUAUAUGUGUGUCAAUGUAAGUGAUUUUAUGUGAAUAAAUUGUUUAUUGCUGUU
Molecule: messenger RNA, 1172 nt
Organism: Seriola dumerili (greater amberjack)
Lineage: Eukaryota; Metazoa; Chordata; Actinopteri; Carangiformes; Carangidae
Gene: cda
Product: cytidine deaminase
Exons: 5
Coding region: 58-480 (140 amino acids)
Cellular component (GO): cytosol
Molecular function (GO): cytidine deaminase activity; zinc ion binding
Source: RefSeq, a predicted model, not a curated record